Carya illinoinensis is the source of this 940-nucleotide messenger RNA. RefSeq lists its product as uncharacterized. The transcript is spliced from 2 exons. The record is from RefSeq and is a predicted model, not a curated record. NCBI's taxonomy places the organism in Eukaryota, Viridiplantae, Streptophyta, Magnoliopsida, Fagales, Juglandaceae. Gene Ontology annotation, molecular function: acyltransferase activity, transferring groups other than amino-acyl groups. Bases 217 to 780 code for a protein of 187 amino acids.
UCGGUCGUUCAUUGUUGGGAUGCCUCAGCAACAACUUGUCGAGUGUACUUGGCACAUCUCAAGGGAUAGCUUGCUGCAAUUUGUUAUUGCAGGUCACUCUGUAGCGGACAAAAAGACUUGACAAGUUGACAUCGUUACCCACUCUCUAAGUUGGUCUCUCCUUGCUUAAAAUUCAUAGAACCAGCAUCGCUAGAUAAUCUAAACGAAGCAGCAAAAAUGGAAGGAAGUGCUUGCAAUUGCAGAUCAGUGGGAAAAGAUGGUGGGGAUGAAUUCACCAACAUCACUCUGCGGCCGUUGGGUGUUUCUGACAUAGACCACUUCAUGGUGUGGGCUUCAGAUGAUAGAGUCGCACGCUUUUGCACAUGGGAACCCUAUACCAGCAAAGAAGAUGGCAUCAGCUUUAUCAAGGAUACGGUUAUCCCACACCCAUGGUUCAGAGCAAUUUGCCUUGACAACCGUCCAAUUGGUGCCAUUUCAGUGACUGCAAAUUCAGGUAACGACAAGUGCAGGGGUGAACUUGGCUAUGUUCUGGGUUCCAAGUACUGGGGCAAAGGGAUUGCCACGCGGGCAGUGAAAAUGGUGGCUGAUGCUAUAUUUGAUGAGUGGCCACAUUUGGAGAGACUUGAAGCUCUGGUUGAUGUGGAAAAUGGGGGCUCCCAGAAGGUGCUGGAGAAGGCUGGGUUCCGGCGGGAAGGGGUUCUGAGGAAGUAUAUUACUUUGAAGGGGAAAACGAGAGACAUGGUUAUGUUCAGUCUUCUUUCCACCGAUCCCCGAACCUGACCACUAUCUGUACACAAUCAAUUGUUGAUAUUAUUUUCUUAAUAUGUGUAUCUUAAGAGCAACAAUUAGCAGCAGACAUUGCUGCUAAACAUUCAGUUGGAAUUCUUUAUUGUCACCUACAACUUCUUUGAUAUUGCAAAGAGAUAUUCUGUUAAGAAAA